AUGUGGUGGCGUGGCAAGUUACGUGGGAAAAGGAUCGGCAAUGAGCGGUGGCGUGGCAAGGAAUGGGUGAGGCAGUGGCUGAGACCUAGAGUGCCCCAACUAGACGCUGGCGUGAGGGUCGUGUCGGCAAAGAGCGGUGGCGCGUAUCGCGGCUUCUGCCGAACGCAGCGGCACGGGGCUUUGUCAGCGACUAAGUCCCUCAUCGCCUUCCUUCCUGCCUCUUCGUCUCUCAUGUCGUCCCUUAUCUCUGUCCUGAAGGCGAAACUCGCCGACUACAUGCUCUCCCUCCCGGACGGCGCUGCCGAGUAUGAGGAUUACGAGGUCUGGGGGCAAGGGUUCGCCAAACGGGUGGCUGUUUUCGACCGUUCGGCGCGUGGGCAAGACGUGCCCGAACUUGCCGACUUUAUCGCUGAGGCCGAACGUGGUCUCGAUUCGAUGGCUACUGACGACUGGCUGGUAUGGGGAGCGCGAAUCCUGCCGCAGCGGGCGGCGCGCGUCGCGUUGCAGCAACAACAGGCGGCCGAGGAACAGGCACUAGUGGAGGAGAGGGAGCGUGUUGCCGUCGCCGAACAGGAGGCUGCCGAAGCUGAGGCGACGCGGGCUGCUGCGGCUCGGAAGUCGGCUGAAGUAGAUCGUGAACGGCGCCGGGGGUUGCUAGUGGACGCGAUGUUUGAUGGCUCGCUCGAUCCUGAAGAGGGUGAGCGUCAAUUGGCUGAGCUCGAGGCCGAGUCCGUCUUCCCUCUCCCUCUCUUCCUUCUUUCUCCUUCUCCCUCCGCCGCCGCUUCCUCUUCUCAUCCUGUCCCGUCCGCCGACUUAUCCCAUCCCGACCCGUCCGCCGACUCGUCCUAUCCCGACCCGUCCGCCGACUCGUCCUAUCCCGACCCGUCCGCCGACUCUGCGCUUGCAUCCGCAACCGAUGCCCUGGACCGAAUGAGCGUGGGUCUGGUCGCCGCUGCUGCCCCGACCGACGUGAAGGGCAAACAGUCGGCUGCGGCUGUUGUCGUCGAGUUUGCUCACCAACGGACGCCACCUCUUGGACGCGUUGUCCUUCCUCUCGGCCCUGGGACGGGCCGAAUGUCGACCGUUAGGUCCCCUGUGGAGCGGAAUGGUGCCGGUAAAAUGCUCGAAGAUCCGCCAGAGUUGUUACCCGGUGAUGUACUGGCCGACUACGCUUGUCACCGCUGUACAACCGCCUUUCUGACCAAGGCGUUCCGUUGCUACCAGAGACCUGGGCUGGUUUCGUGCACUAAGUGUGCCAGGGAGUCGAAGGGGUGUAGUUUCCAGCCCGGGUGGAUGCCGAUGGAGAAGGCGAAGGGGAAGUCGAAGUCGAAGGGGAAGGGGAAGUCGAAGGAGCAGUCGGCGCCCAAGGCGGAGGAAAGGGAACGUCCCUUAAAGCGUCGCAAGGUAGAGGUGGUUGUCCCCGUGCGGUCAGUCGGGGAUAGCAUCGCCCAAACGAAAGCCGUUCGCACCCGAAAGCCGGUCCAGCGGCUUCCUACCACGGCUAGGGCCGUCCUCGUUCCUACCCGCCCUUCCCGUGCUCGUUCGGCUGCCUUCCCCGCUCCUUCCGACUCUUCACUCCUCUCGCCCAUCGUCGCCCAAGGCAUCGCGUCUGAGCUUCGGUACCGCAUCGCGGUGGCUGAGGGUACGCGUGCUUCGCUGGCGCGAUCGGUCGCGAUGUGGCAGGCUGAGCUAGAGUCGCUCGAGGUGCGGGCGGGUCCAUCCACGUCCACCGACGUUGUCUUGGUCGAGGACUCGUCGGAGGCAGACGAUUCGGGAAGGUCGGUGUCGGACGACUUUCUUCCCGAUGAGUAG
This is a messenger RNA of Heterobasidion irregulare TC 32-1, 1812 nucleotides long. RefSeq lists its product as uncharacterized. The coding region runs from base 1 to 1812 and encodes 603 amino acids. The record is from RefSeq and is a predicted model, not a curated record. The transcript has 6 exons. NCBI's taxonomy places the organism in Eukaryota, Fungi, Basidiomycota, Agaricomycetes, Russulales, Bondarzewiaceae.